Messenger RNA from Jatropha curcas, 1532 nucleotides. RefSeq lists its product as uncharacterized. Lineage: Eukaryota; Viridiplantae; Streptophyta; Magnoliopsida; Malpighiales; Euphorbiaceae. The record is from RefSeq and is a predicted model, not a curated record.
GGCGAGAUAUUUGCCUCCCGUUUAUCUUAUGUGGGGCAGGACCAUAUGAUAUGGCUUACGUCACUGGCCACACUAAAAGCAAAGGCCAAAGACAAGAUAUCUGUCUUCAUAUAUUUUCCAUCCUUUCUUGUGUUACUCUAGAAAGUUAAAAAUAAACACUUUUCAUUGAAAAAUGUAAAAACAUCACUAAUUGGUCAUUGGUCUAAACAUUUGGAAAAACAGUUAUAGGACAUGUUUCUUCCACUUUCUUUUUAUCAUUUCAUUACCAUUCUUCAUGGUAAUGCAAAUUUGGCUUUAAUAGAUAACUAAUUCAACUUCUAUACGACUACUAAAAAAUUAGGAAAUAAGAAACUCGAGGUUGCAUGAACACUUGACAUGUUCAUUAGAUUUUAUAUGGGGAAUAUAAUUAAAUCGUUCGUUUCCGGUUUCACUACAGUUAUAACCAAUUUUUUUUCCUCUCCACUCGAUUUUCUUGCUGGAAAAUCUUGCAGUUCAGUUUGUGGGUCAACAUGGGAUUUUAUUUGUUACAUAGAAAAUUUCUGCGUUGCCAAUCUUCUAAAGUUGGCCAUGGUCCUGGCUUUGUUCCACAUCGUGCUCUUAUUCUUCUAUCUCUCUUACAAACUGGGAAUCUAUGAAUGUAUUUUUCAUAGCCUCUGCAAAAUGAUAUGGGCAUGCCUAAUUUCUUGCUUCUCUUUAUGGGAAUGCUGUUUCAUUUUCCUGUGUAAUAAUUUUAAAAUGCUCAUAAGCCAUCGCCGGAGAAGAGAGUUUAGUACUGAGUUUUCUACAAGUGAAAUACAAGACUAUAAUUAUGAAGCUAUUAGGAGCACGGAGAUGGAGGUUACAAGUAGAUCGUUGUCUCGGCGCGGAAGGAGAGAUUACAGGAGAAUUCACCACUUGAGGAAAUAUAUAAGAACAAGAAAUCAUCGGAUUCAAGUAGGGUUAAGUGCAGAAUCGGAGUAUGGUUAUGGAAGAAAUUACAGCAAUAUCAAACAUGGAAAUUAUAGUACCAAUCAUAAGAUCAGGGUUGUUCACUCAUCAAGAUUUGUACGGAAAGGCACAAAUCUUAGGCCUAGGCUUUAUUCUAAAGUAAGGUGGUGAACACAUGUAUUACCAGUGACUGAUUUGAAUUCUUUGUAUCUCUUAAUUUUAUCAACUUUCUAGCUCCAAAAUUAAGUUGAUUUUGAGAAUUAAGUUGGUUCUUGAACAUUUUAUCAUGUUCAAUUCCAAUUUCUAAUUUCAGUUGUAGGAUAGAUUUGGGUCUUAUUAGGACAAAAUUAGAAACUGAAUGAUUGGUUAGACCAAAAACGGAAAAAUAUCUAUUUGGUCCUUACUGAAUCAAUUAAGAAAGUGGAACGUUAAUACCACGUUAACAUCAUGAAUCCGAACAAAAUAGACCUAUGAGCAUAUAUAACUCAGAUUCUAGCCUGGUUGAAAAUUGGAUUUACUACUAAUUUGAACUAUUAGGGCUCUAAUGAAUAUAUUUCCCUCUCUUGCAUGAGGAAGACAAUUACAAAAACAUAAGUAAUUUUUGA